Chenopodium quinoa (quinoa) is the source of this 1190-nucleotide messenger RNA. RefSeq names its product F-box/LRR-repeat protein 13-like. Bases 448 to 984 code for a protein of 178 amino acids. The transcript is spliced from 3 exons. Lineage: Eukaryota; Viridiplantae; Streptophyta; Magnoliopsida; Caryophyllales; Amaranthaceae. The record is from RefSeq and is a predicted model, not a curated record.
UUUUUUUUUUUUUUUUUUUUACUUGCAAUAGUUUAACUUUUACACUAUUUACAUAUCUCACUUUGACUAGAUUGGGCGAUUUAUAGGUUAGGAAAAAUAUAAUCAUGUGAAAUCUUGUUAUACUUAUCUCGAUUUACACUUUCAUAAUAUAAGCAAAAGAAGAAGAAGAGUACUGAACUGAAUGCUCUGCCAAGUGACUGUAUUGGCUUCGCUCAUCUUCGGAUUCUUGAGCUAAUCUCUUUUGAAAUUAAACAUGGUGUAUUCAGUAGUUUGAUCACAAGUUGUCCACGACUUACUUCAUUAACACUUGGGUAUAUCAUUGGUAAUAAUAAUCUAGUUUUUGAACAUGUGCCUAUCCUGGAAGACUUAACUGUUCAUGGCCCUUUUGCGUCGCUGGCUUUCAUAAAUGUUUUUCGUCUCAAGCGCAUUUCACUAUCAUUAUCCUCAAUGGGGAACGCUUCAUACAUAGAAAGAUUAGAAACAGUUAAACGAUUAAGAUCCUUGCAAUUCCGCCAGUUAAGCUUCAAAACCUUGAAUUUGAUGGCACCUUCUAUUAAGUUCUUGGCUGCAGGUUGUAACAACAAACUUACUCAGACAUUUAAUCACCUGCAAAAGCUUUGCCUGACAGAACUCGACUUGGAUGAUUUUAAUGUAUUUCGUUUCACUAUCAGCAUGGUUCAAAAUUGUCCCUAUAUCAAGGAUCUUGAAUUAUCAAUUACUCCGAACAAAAGCAUUCUACAGCACAAAUUUGACUAUGGCAACAAUAACAAGCUUGGACAUCUCGCUAAGGCAAAAAUUACAGGUAUUACUGGGUCAAGUGUGGAGCUCAAAUUGAUUGAAUAUGUGCUUGGUAUCUCAGUUGUGCUGGAAAAAUUGCUGUUGAAGUGUAAUGAUCUUGACUCGACUUCAGAGCUAAAGGUGAUGCGAGAGCUAUUGCAGUUGCCAAGAGCAUCGACAAAGGCAAAAAUUCUUUGUUUCGCGUAAUAGAGGAUCUAGGAAUGACCUUAUGUGUUGUUCUAGAUCUUGUGUUUUGCUAAAUACUAGUAAAUUGUUUGGGGGAAAAAUUGAUAAUUGAGGAGCUUUUGUUGAUUACAUAACAUGAUAUAUUGAAUUCAUAUUUUGCCCCAAACUAAUGAAAAUAGAAACAAAAGAAAGAACAAAGAAAUACUUCACCCGCCUUAUUAUUAUCA